AUGCAUGCAUUUGCGUUAUAUGGAACUGUAGCUUAUAUUUUGAUCGAUCUUUACCGAGUUCGUGUAUCGGUUAUGAUGAAUUUGAUAAAAAAACUUUGUUCGAGGUUGGAUACCAAGGUAUGCUAUUGCCCUGUUUGCUACCAUUCAGAAAUGGAACAGCCUACUAUUCCACUUCUCAACAAUGUUGAUCUUAAUGUUGAUGAUUACACAAUCAGAGUCCGUGUUGUCCGAUUAUGGACAAGACCUGCCUUCAACAAUCCUCGAAAGAUUUACUGCUAUGACAUGAUCUUCAUGGACCAAGAGGGCACCAAAAUGCAGGCAUUUGUACUCCAAAGGAAUGCUACCGUUUAUGAGCACCUUUUGAAAGAAAAUCAGUGUUUAACUAUUCGUAACCCAUCUAUGGGUGAGAAUCGCCAGAAAGUUAAAUACGUUCAUAGUACGUUGAAGAUCAAUCUAAAUGAGAACACUGUUGUUGAGGCUUACACUGGGCAUGUUGGUUCUGAGUGGGGAUUCGAUUUCACUCCAUUUGAUUCUAUUCUGGAGGAUCCAGAUGAGGACUUCAAGUCUUUCAAAAGUCCAAUUGAUGUUAUUGGGUUUGUUGUGAAGAGCAUUCCGGCUGAGGUUAAGAGUGAUAGUAACAACGGCAAAGAGGAAAACAAAGUUACCUUUAUUCUUGAAGACCUGCAGUACGAAUAA
This is a messenger RNA of Helianthus annuus (common sunflower), 696 nucleotides long. RefSeq lists its product as uncharacterized. The coding region runs from base 1 to 696 and encodes 231 amino acids. The record is from RefSeq and is a predicted model, not a curated record. Lineage: Eukaryota; Viridiplantae; Streptophyta; Magnoliopsida; Asterales; Asteraceae. The transcript has 4 exons.